Messenger RNA from Arabis nemorensis, 342 nucleotides. Lineage: Eukaryota; Viridiplantae; Streptophyta; Magnoliopsida; Brassicales; Brassicaceae. The record is from the annotation of a GenBank genome assembly.
AUGAAAUUCAGAAGCUUUGAGGAGUUUUGGUCUUUCUACAUGAUGCAACACUCGAAUCCAUCAACGAGACGAUGGCACUUCAUGGGUAUAAUCGGGAGCAUCGUGGCUUUGAUGUGUUCGAUUCUGAUCAGCCUGUGGUUCGUGGCUCUGGUUCCUCUGUUUGGGUACGGGUUCGCUUGGUAUAGCCACUUCUUCGUGGAAGGGAAUAUUCCGGCGAGCUUUGGGCAUCCUGUUUGGUCGUUUCUAUGCGAUCUCAAGAUGUUUUGUUUGAUGCUCACUGGAAGCAUGGACAGAGAGAUUAAGAGACUUGGCAAGAGACCAUUGUUGCAACAGAUCUCUUGA